AUUGCUCCUGUGUUUUAUUGGUCAUAAAACAACGUCGUUUGAGUCGUUCAACCGUGGCUACUCUAGCGGCAACUCUGCGCUGCGAAAAACCACCACGAUCAUAGCCUUGUUCCUAAAAGGCUAAAAUCCUGGGGCCUGGGGAAAGGGAUGUAAACCCUCGUCUAGGUUUGAACCUCUCUGUCCGAGUCUCUCUGCAUGCUAAUUUCAUCGAGCACGUGGAGCGAGUGCGAGACUCCACUAGUUGAGAUGUCAUGAGGAGCCACAAGGCUAUGGUCUUAACUUUUGCAGAGAAAUGCAAGAAUAUACUGUCAUCGAAUUCGCAAGGUCAGCUUCAUACCAUCAAAGCCGACGCCAAAGGGAGCAAGGAGGACAUAUACACUUCAAAGGUUAAGUACCUGUAUAAGAGGGGGAAGCCAUACAUAUGGUUACCUGAAAGAGAUAGGCAUAAUGUGAACAUCAUCAUUGAUGAGCGCAGUUCAUUUGCAGUGACCAGUCCCUUCCCAGGACCACUUGCAAACGUACUUAGAUCAAUAAAAAAGUUACCAGCCCGUGUUGCUUUGACUGGGGAUGUUGUGCCUCUUAAAGAUGAAAAGGUUCAGUUUGUAGCAGAAAGCCUCAGAGAAAUCAUAUUGUCUGAACAAAAUGCACUUAGCAAAUCCAGCUAUUCAGUUUCUGGUAUAUUAAGUUCUUCUAAUCUUAGCUGUGCAUCUCGAAGUGAAAACCUGCAGGACCUAGUAGAUGGGAGCCAAAAAUACGUAGUUUAUAAGUUUCAUCCAAGAUCAUGCAUUUUUAUAGAUGGCAAUGGAGGCACCCAUGAAGUGCAAUUGGAAGAUGUUGAAGCGUCAAAGGCAGAUCUGUUAUCUCCUUUUUCUGCGAGGCUCAUUGAUGGGAUUAAUCAAAGUGAAGCAAGGCGUCGGGCACUGAUCCUUUUUUGUUUUAUAUACUUGAAAGCAAAUGCAAGGGAUGCAUUUAUGCUUUCCAUGGAUCGGAAAGGAUUUGAUGUAUUGGGAAAGGUUCGUGGCCCGAUGUUGAAGGAUGGCUCUUGCGAGUACCAAUGGAAGGAGUUCAGGCUCAACUUCAAGGAAGAGGCUUGUGAUGUUGAGACAUUCUGUAGGCAACUUGUUGAGAUGGAAGAGGAGGCUCUGGAGGAAGUAAAGAGUUACAGCGGCCUAGCAUGAGAACAUAUAAUCAGUUGUCAAAAUGAAGUUGCAACAUAGCCUGUUUUAUUUCAUAUUUGGGUGUGAUGGGAGAGAUGAACAAUUCCAUAAGCAUGCAAUGCAACCCUAAUUGUCAGUGAAGAUAGUUGAGGUCAUUAGAUUUCUUGCCCUUUCUGAGCUCAAUUGUGGGGCUAGAGAGGGAAGUUGUGAUUAGGCAUUUUCUGACUUCUAACUUGAGUGUAAAGUCUGGUACUAUUUUAUGUUUUGUUCCAUUUACUGCUCUACCUCAAUAUAUAAUUUUCAGUUUUGCAUGAAAGAAACAUAAAUACAAAA
Molecule: messenger RNA, 1490 nt
Organism: Malania oleifera
Lineage: Eukaryota; Viridiplantae; Streptophyta; Magnoliopsida; Santalales; Ximeniaceae
Exons: 9
Coding region: 252-1178 (308 amino acids)
Source: RefSeq, a predicted model, not a curated record